This is a messenger RNA of Rotaria socialis, 2091 nucleotides long. The record is from the annotation of a GenBank genome assembly. Lineage: Eukaryota; Metazoa; Rotifera; Eurotatoria; Philodinida; Philodinidae.
AUGAGUAAGAAGCAUUUUAGUAAACAAGAACUCGAACAAUUAAUUGAAGAUAAGGAUUCAUCAAUAAAAUUUGUUGAGAAGAAAAAAACAUUAAGAUCAAGUGAAUGGUGGAAGUAUUUUCAUAUUAUUUUUGUGAAUAGUGAUCGACAACAAUAUGUGUCUUGCAAUAAAUGCAAAGCAUUAUUGCUACAUUCAUCAUUCAAUGGUACUAAUAAUUUACGUACACAUGCCAGUUCAUGCUCAAGCAUAGAUAAAUCAAAAUCUCUUUUUCAAAAAACUGUUCACGACUUUUAUUCUUCUUCAAAACAAUCACCAAUUCCACUGAAAGUUAAAUUGUCUGUUACAGAAGCUUGUACAGAGUUUUGUGCUCUUGAUGGACGUGCAUUCGAAGUUAUAAAAGGUGAUGGAUUCAAAAAUUUAGCAAAAGCAUUAUUUGAUGCUGGUCAAGCCAGCAAUAAAUCAUCAAUUGAAGUAACAGAUUUUCUUCCACAUCCAACAACAAUCAGUAGAAAUAUCACUCGUCUCUAUGAACAAUACAAAAAUCAAUUGAUUGAUAUUUGUACAAAGUUAACAAAUUUUUGUUUGAUAGUCGAUCAAUGGACAGAAGCCCAUACGGGCAUUAGUUAUUGUGGUAUAGCGUUACGAUAUGUUGAUGAUGAUUAUCAAUUGUUCACGUUUAUUCUUGGCUGCUUUCCAUACAAUGCAAUCAGUCAUUCAGCACAACACCUUCGAGAAUUUGUUAAUAAAAUUUUAGAAGAAUUUAAACUUCAACUUGAUUCAUCAAAAUUUGUGGUAACAGAUAAUGAACCCAAAAUGUUAUCAGCAUUUCGAGAAAAAUGUACUCGUAUUGGUUGUGCUGAUCAUUAUUUAAAUAAACAAUUACAACAUGCCUUUGAAUCUGACCAAAUUCAUUUAAAUAAAAGUAUAAUUGAAAAAGUCGAUUGUGAAUUAGCUCAAAAUGUCUUUCGUCACGUGAAAAAGAUCGUUUCCUCUGUGAGACGUUCACAUCAACAGCAAAAGCUGUCUCGAAAAUUACAAAUUUAUUCUGAAACUCGUUUUGGUGGUGCGUUGAUUAUGCUCGACAUUUUUCGAGAGGUUUUUUUCCAAUUACCCGAAGUAUUAAUUAAUAGUAAAACUAUGAAUGAUUUUAAUCUAAUUGACAAAGAAUUACUCGAUGAAAUUUGCGACUUUUUUGGACCCUUUCAAGAGAUACUUGAUGCUCUCAGUGUUGAUCAAGAACCUAGUUGUCAUCGAGUUAUUCCACUGAAACAAUAUCUGAUGAAUGAAUGUGAAGUAAAAGAAGGAGAUUCAACGGCAAUAGUCCAAUUGAAAUUAUUUUUAGCACGUCGAAUGAAAAAUGUAUGGUAUAUAUCUGAUUAUCAUCGUUUAGCAACUGUUCUUCAUCCAAAAUUGAAAAAUUUUGAACGUUGUAUUGGUGAAAAAGAGAAAUCCAUCAAUGUAUUAAAACAAGAAUUUGAAAUAUAUAAAUUAAUUAAUUCUUCAUCGUUCAAAAACAAUUUACAUUCAGUACAAGCGACUGUAAAAACUUCAUUAACAUCAACAGCUGAUACAACACCGAAACGAAAAAAUCCAUGGUCACAAUGUUUCGAUUCGAAAGUUAAUGUUACUUCUCAAUCAUCAGACCCAUAUCAAGAAAUAAAUGAUUAUUUGGCGGCUGAUUUUAGUCAGACUAGUUCUGACAAUGAUAGUUCAGAUGAUAUUGAUCUUUUAUUAUUUUGGCGACAACAACAAGCCUCAUUUCCAAUAUUAUCAAGUAUGGCGAAGGUGGUUUGCGCAAUACCAGCUUCCAAUACUAUUAUUGAACGUCUCUUUUCAACAGCGAAAAAUGUUGUUACAGAAAAAAGAACACGUUUAGAUUGCGAAAAAAUUAAUCAAAUGCUGUUUUUACAAAAGAAUAUGAAAACUUUGAAAGAAUUAUCAAAUAGUGAUUUUCGUCGAAAACGAACAGCAUCAAUGUCAUCGACAACAACAGUAUCGUCUGAAGAAUCAACCUGCACAGCUCCUAAACAAUUAUGUAUCGAUGUCGAUGAUACUUUCAAUGAUUUUAAUAAAGAGAAUAUUCUUGAUUAG